AUGGCGAACGCAUUCUUCUCCUUCACUCCCUUUGAUUUUGGAGUCAUCGGCGGCGGUGGUGGUUUGACUCGCCAGCUUGAAGAUUAUGAGAAGGAAGAUCAGGAGGUGGUGGUGUUCAAGGGAAAGCCAGAACAUUUGUUUGGGAUGGAAGAAUUAGGGUUGGGAGAGAUGGAAAAAUUCUCUCAUUUGUCCAAAGAUCAACCACAAUCCAAGACAAGUUAUUCAAUGUUGGAUAAUUUCACUUUUGAUACAGUUUGUUCCGAAUAUGAUCUUCAACGAUCCAACAACAUGUCCGAGAAAGAACUAGAUCAUGUUUCCAAAGAUCACGAUCACCGCCACUACCAACAACAAAACCAACGUUGCCACCAACAAUCCAAGUCAAACUACUCUGAUUUGGAUAACUUCAACUUUGAUUCUGCCUUCCAUUCCACGCAACCGAUUCAGGACAUGGCGAAUCAGCUCACGUACAGCCAAAUCGGAGGAUCAGACAUUGAGGAAACCAACAAGCAAAUGCCCCAUCAGUCUUCCUUAGCUGUGUUGGAGCUCCUAAACAACUACGGCAGCGCGUUCAAGAAACUGAAGCGAGACAGAUUUAGCAACAGUUGCAAUGAAGCUGGAGCCUCCUCAUAUUCAAUCCAACAAAAAUUGUCAACCGAGGAGAUCAUGAGGGUUGCGGGAGCAAGGUAUGUGCAAUUCUCUAAUCAAGGAUAUGACGAUUUUUUCAUGCCCUUGCACCCUUUUGGCUACGCGCUUUCCGGUCUAUCCGAAGAAGAAACGAAAGACGUGGAGCUUGCUCACAUCCUUUUAGCUGCAGCAGAGAAGGUAGGCUACCAACAAUUCGAGCGCGCAAACCGCCUGCUUCUUCGUUGCGAAUUUGCUGCCUCCUUCAAAGUCAACCCUGUCCAGAGGGUUGUUUUCUAUUUCGCUGAGGCGCUUCGCGAGAGGAUCGAAAAGGAAACGGGGAACAGCAUGUAUAAGGGGAAUGAGAUAUCUAGUUAUAGUCUUGGACUAAGCACAAACCUUACAUUUAUUGCAUGCCACCAAGAUAUCCCUUUUCAUCCAGUAUUGCAGUUCGCAGCAAUCCAAGUAAUACUUGAAAACGUUGCCUUGGAGAGCAAGGUUCAUUUGAUUGAUCUAGAAAUCAGAAGCGGAGUGCAAUGGACAGGGCUGAUGGAAGUGCUUGCAGAGCGCGAGGAGUGCCCCAUUGAGCUCCUUACAAUAACCGCGGUGGGUGUGACAGGCAAGCAGAGGAUCGAGGAGACAGGAAGGAGGCUGGCAAGCGUUGCAAAGGCCUUGAACGUACCCUUUCAAUUCAAGGCAGUGAUUGUGACAGACAUGGAAGAUGUCAAGAAGCAAUUGUUUGAUGUUGAAGAUGACGAAGCUGUGGUGGUAUACGCUCCUCUAAUACUGAGGACACUGAUUUUGAGGCCAAGUUGCUUGGAAAAUCUGAUGAGGGUGAUGAGAAAUCUCAGCCCUUGCGUAAUGGUUGUGAAUGAGGUGGAGGCAAACCAUAAUUCGCCAUCAUUCGUGAACCGAUUCAUCGAUGCACUGUUUUAUUACAGCGCAUUUUUCGACUGCCUUGAGGCUUGCAUGAAGCACGAGGAGUCCAGAGUGCUGAUGGAGAGGUUGUUACAUGAGGGAAUACGAAACAUUGUGGCGGCGGAGGGGAGCGAAAGGGUUACGAGAAACGUGAAGAUGGAGGUGUGGAGGGCCUUCUUUGCAAGGUUUAGAAUGGUGGAAAUCAACUUUAGUAAGGCAUCUCUGAACCAAGCUAGUUUGGUGGCUAAAAAGUUUGGAUCCCCUUCUUGCACGCUUCAUAGGAAUGGGAAAUGUCUUAUUGUUGGGUGGAAGGGAACUCCAAUUCAUUCCCUUUCUACUUGGAAGUUCCGCUGAGGAGAAAAACUUGGAUAG
Molecule: messenger RNA, 1911 nt
Organism: Pyrus x bretschneideri (Chinese white pear)
Lineage: Eukaryota; Viridiplantae; Streptophyta; Magnoliopsida; Rosales; Rosaceae
Product: DELLA protein RGL1-like
Biological process (GO): regulation of DNA-templated transcription
Cellular component (GO): nucleus
Molecular function (GO): sequence-specific DNA binding; DNA-binding transcription factor activity
Source: RefSeq, a predicted model, not a curated record